CAUUAAGUGAAAUUUCCACGCUAACUACACAUGUUGGACGAAAUGGCCACGAAUUAUAUUGUAACCUUUCAAGACAUUGCCACCACUGAGCAGAUCAAUACCUACAUCGAACAGAUUAACGGAGACGGCGGAACUGUAAUCAACAGGUUUCCAGACAUGAUCGCUAGAGGAUUCACAGCCUGUAUAACAGAUUCAGUCCGCCAGAAGCUUCAGUCAGACCCUCUGAUUGAUUGCAUCACACCUGAUACCUCCAACUAAGCUCGGCGUUGGCUUGGCCCUUUUGAGAUACCUACAUAGCCUAGCAUUCUUUGCUUCGCGUUCCCUUAUUACACUACAUAACGACAUUAUUCGUGGCUACCUAAUCACAUUGACCACUGUGUUGGCUGCCUAUACAUAUUUAGAGGAAACUCAUCUAUAGCUUGGACCCGUACGACACACUAAAUCCCAAAUUUUGUUGUACUUACGGAUCGGGUCUGCUCCGAGCGACUGAUCAUUU
This is a messenger RNA of Penicillium samsonianum, 496 nucleotides long. RefSeq lists its product as uncharacterized. Lineage: Eukaryota; Fungi; Ascomycota; Eurotiomycetes; Eurotiales; Aspergillaceae. The record is from RefSeq and is a predicted model, not a curated record. The transcript is spliced from 3 exons. The coding region runs from base 31 to 258 and encodes 75 amino acids.